Elgaria multicarinata webbii is the source of this 3717-nucleotide messenger RNA. RefSeq names its product protogenin (gene PRTG). Gene Ontology annotation, molecular function: protein binding. Lineage: Eukaryota; Metazoa; Chordata; Lepidosauria; Squamata; Anguidae. Gene Ontology annotation, biological process: cell-cell adhesion. The record is from RefSeq and is a predicted model, not a curated record. The coding region runs from base 1 to 3501 and encodes 1166 amino acids. Gene Ontology annotation, cellular component: plasma membrane. The transcript has 20 exons.
AUGGCCGUCCGCCUGAGCGCCCCUCUGCCUGGGGGAAUAUUGUGCUUUAGUGAACUUUUUUUUGUGAAAGAGCCUCAGGAUGUGACUGUUGCCAGGAAGGAGGCCGUGGUUCUAGAUUGCCAGGCACGUGGCGAAGUUCCGAUCACCGUCACGUGGCUUAAAAAUGGGGCGAAGGUUUCUGAGAACGAACGGAUCUACACUUUAUCGAAUGGCUCUUUGUACAUCAGUGAGAUGGAGAGCAAACGAGGUGAAGCGUUGGAUGAAGGAUUGUACCAGUGCCUGGCUCUGAACAAAUAUGGCGCCAUCCUCAGCCAGAAAGCCCACCUUACGUUAGCAACCAUGUCCGCAUUUGAAAUACAGCCUCUUUCAACCGAGGUUCACGAAGGAGGCGUGGCUCGGUUUGCUUGUAAAAUAGCUGCCAACCCCCCUGCCAUCAUUACCUGGGAGGUAAAUCGGACGACUUUGCCAAUAGCCAUGGACAGGAUAACUGCGUUGCCGUCAGGAGUGCUGCAGAUCUAUGGUGUCCAACAGAAGGAUGCUGGGAAUUAUCGCUGUGUUGCGACAACCGUAGCCAACAGGCGGAAAAGUGCAGAGGCGAGCCUCACCGUUGUCCCAGCUUCCAACAUCAAACUUUUCCACAAGCCAUCCAUUAUAGCCGGUCCUCAGAACAUUACAGCUUCUCUUCACCAAACCGCCAUCUUUGAAUGCAUCGCUACUGGGAAUCCAAAGCCUAUUGUGUCAUGGAGCCGUUUAGAUCACAAGUCCAUUGAUGUCUUCAACACUCGUGUGCUCGGGAAUGGAAAUCUCAUGAUCUCAGACGUGAAAGUACAGCACUCUGGAGUUUACAUCUGCCGCGCAACGAUUCCCGGCACACGCAACUUCACCACUGCAAUGGCAACGCUUGUCGUGCUAGCUCCUCCUUCGUUCGUGGAGUGGCCGGAAAGCCUGACCAGGCCCCGAGCCGGCACAGCCCGCUUUGCCUGCCAGGCCGAAGGCACCCCGCCUCCCAAGAUGUCCUGGCUGAAGAAUGGGAGGAAGAUCCAUUCCAACGGCAGAAUAAAAAUGUACAACAGCAAAUUGGUGAUCAACCAGAUCAUCCCUGAAGAUGACGCCAUCUACCAGUGCAUGGCUGAGAACAGCCAAGGCUCCAUCCUCUCCAGGGCACGGCUGACGGUCGUUCUGUCCGAAGACCGGCCCAGCGCACCUUGCAACGUCCACGCGGAGACCAUGUCAAGUUCGGCCAUUCUUUUGGCCUGGGAGAGGCCCCUUUAUAAUUCAGACAAAGUCAUCGCUUACUCCGUGCACUACAUGAAAGCAGAAGGUUUAAAUAAUGAAGAAUAUCAAGUGGUUAUUGGAAAUGACACAACUCAUUAUAUUAUUGAUGACCUGGAGCCUGCCAGCAACUACACCUUCUAUAUUGUGGCCUACAUGCCGUUGGGUGCUAGUCAGAUGUCUGACCAUGUGACACAGCAUACACUGGAAGACAUCCCCCUGAGGGCUCCCGAAAUCAGCUUGACCAGCCGAAGUCCCACAGACAUUCUCAUCUCAUGGCUGCCAAUUCCGGCGAAGUAUAGACGCGGGCAAGUGGUCUCCUUCCGCUUGUCCUUUCGCCUCAGCACCGAGAGCACAGUUCAAGUCCUCGAGCUUCCAGGCACGACAUAUGAGCAUCUUCUCGGGGGCCUGAAACCCAACAGCAUCUAUUUAGUUCGUAUAUCUGCAGCGACACGGAUUGGCUGGGGGGAAGCAUCCCUGUGGACAUCGCAUCGCACUCCAAAAGCUACAAGUGUCGAAGCGCCGAAAUCUCCUGAGCUGCAUUUGGAGCCCAUGAACUGCACAACCAUCAUGGUGAGGUGGCAGCAAGACUUGGAGGACACGGCGGCCGUCCAGGGCUACAAGUUGUACUACAAGGAAGAAGGCCAACAGGAAAAUGGGCCAAUCCUGCUGGAAGCCAGUGACUUGACACACACCAUUAGUGGUUUGGACCCCAGAAGGAAGUAUCACGUCCGGCUUCUGGCCUAUAACAGCAUAGAAGAAGGUUACCAGGCCGAUCAAACUGUCAGCACACCUGGAUGCGUCUCUGUCCGUGACCGACUGGUGCCUCCUCCGCCCCCUCCUCACCACCUUUAUGCCAAGGCGAAUUCCUCGACUUCCAUCCACCUGCACUGGGGCCGUCCUGCGUUCACAUCGGCACAGGUCAUCAACUACACUCUCCGCUGUAAUCCGGUGGGGCUGCAGAAUGCUUCGCUGGUCCUCUACCUUCAAACGUCAGAAACUCACAUGCUGGUUCAGGGACUUGAACCAAGCACCAAGUAUGAGUUUGCAGUCCGGCUGCAUGUGGACCAGCUCUCAAGCCCUUGGAGUCCCGUGGUUUACCACACUACACUUCCUGAAGCACCAGCUGGUCCCCCGCUGGGAGUGAAGGUGACUCUGAUAGAGGAGGACACGGCCUUGGUGUCCUGGAAGCCGCCUGGUGGCCUUCGUACCCUCGUCUCUCGCUACACCAUCCUCUAUGCAUCCCGGAAAGCUUGGAUUGCUGGCGAAUGGCAAGUCCUGCACAGGGAAGGAACGAUAACGAUGGCUUUGCUGGAGAACCUCCUGGCCGGAAACGUCUACCUCGUUAAAAUAGCUGCAUCCAAUGAAGUUGGGGAGGGGCCUUUCUCCAACGCCGUCGAACUGGCCGUCUUACCAAAGGAAGCAUCAGAGUCAAACCAAAGACCCAAACGGCUGGAUUCGGCAGAUGGCGACACAGCUUAUUCCGGCUACUACCAGUUGGACCGGAAGUCAAUGACGGGCAUCAUCGCCGGCGUCUGCAUUGCCCUGACGUGCAUCUUGAUCUGCGUCCUCAUCCUGAUCUAUCGCAGCAAAGCCAGGAAAACGUCGGCCCCCAAAAGCAGCCAGCAAGGUUCCGAGCCGCUUUCUCACCAGAGCCUGUCUUCCGUGGGUGCCCGGGAACUGGGCAAGAGCCUUGGGGACAUUGCGGAGAACGAGGAAUCUUUAUUGCCCAUGAUGGUGGGCAGCAACUUCCUAGAUGCCAAGGGUGGAACCGACCUGGUUAUAAACAGCUUUGGUCCAAUCGCAAAGAACAGCUCGAGGAAGAAAUGGCUCUUUUUUCAAGACUCAAAGAAGGUGAAAGCUGAAGAGGCCGAGAGACGAUUUGCCCAAGCAGUGUGCUUGUACCAGUCGGGCACCGCUGAUCUCGGCGGGAGAUCCUCGGAGCCGCAGCCAAACUACCAAACCACGUACGGCAUCGUGGCCGACACAGAGCAUUCCGCCAACAGCGAAGGAAGCCACGAAACCGGCGACUCCGGAAGGUUCUCUCACGAGUCCAGCGAAGAACUGCCUCUCUCCACAGACACGGCUGCGCCCCCAUCGGCCUCCGAUCCCUUCGUAGGCAAUGACUUGCGUGUGGCCAGCGGGUUUGCCAUCCCAAGUGCUUGCAAAGAGCCUCCCGACCAAAGCGCUCCACCGCCUCCUCAGCUGCUGCCCACGGGACAGCACUGAGUUACCGGCCAGAUGACGCGUGUGUGUGUGUGUUUGUGUCUGUUCCAAGGACAAUGAACAGCGAGCCAAAGCUUUAAGGGGAACCUGAGAGGGCCAGCAGGUGACUCCACGUUUCUGUCGACUUCUGUCUCUUGUCUUUUUUUUUUUAAUGUGUUAAACUCACUCAUUUGAAUGUUCAGUGCUCAACAAUGUGAAAGGGGAGUACAGAUUUCUGAG